CUCGUUCAGUGCUGUUGUUGACGUUCGCCUGUGGUUGCCUGUGGAUCGGAGCAUGUUCGAGCAGCAUGGUGGUUUCGGGUUCACUUGCAGCCCCAAUUUGGAUUCCUAAAGGGACAUCCAGGAAUGACAUGCAGAAAAAGGUCGGGACCGCUUGGCGCUCCUGAGCGCUCCUCGCGGUCAGAUGAACCAAAUCUGUACACUGUGCCAACACGACUAGAGCGCAUCAGCAGGCCUCCGUUGGUACCAGUCGGCUGAAGAAUGAGGAAGCACAACCCCGUUGGCGAUCGAAAAGGGUUUGUUUCACACCCACGCAAGCCAUUUGUAAAUUAAGCCGCUUUCUUGGUUUCAGAGCUGCGAAUCAGAAUUUCCGAGCGUCUUUGCAAAGACGAAGACUGCUUUGGAGCGUCAGACGAUCGCCGUUGUAUGACCAGCAUUCAGCCGACCUUUCAGGCCAAUGAGUGGCCAAUUGCUUUCGCCACUUCAGGGGUACUAUCCUGCUCCUCCUACGUGAUGUUUCGAGGUGUGUGGGCGCUGAUCUUCGUGGUGCAUCUCGCGGUGCAUAUGUACCUUUACAUUUAUCUGAGGGGUGAGGGGCUGUACUACUUCAUGUUCCAAAGCCGGCAAGCCUUCAUCUUGCAAACUGUGACCAUGGUGCAACAGUUCGUGGCGGCGCUGGCCGGGCUGCCAAAGCUUCCCCGCAGCAGCGAUACGGUGGAACCUCUGUGGGUCCGAGCAGUGGUCCUCAUCGACUCCUACGUCCAACCACAGGCAUUUGGCAUCACUUACAUCUAUUGGGGAUGGAUGGGCUUUGCGCCGGCAGAGAUGAUGGAUGAAGUAGAGCUCAAGCCAGUCGUUGACUACUUGGAUGCCUUCAUUCACGGCAUCAACUGGGCUUUAUUGCUGGUCAGCUUCCUCCUGAGUCGAAUUCCCUUCAACUGCUCUAGCUUGGGCGCGGGCCUUCUUCUUGGCUCUGUGUAUGUCUUGUGGACCUAUGUUCACUACCGCCUGGAAAUUGGCACGCCCUUCGAUUGUGAUGAGUAUCCUUUUCAGCGAGAAAGAUGUCCCUUGUAUGAUGCCUUUGAUUGGAACGAACCAUGGAGAGCCUUGCUAUUUGUUCUCUUGGCUUAUGGAUUAACCGCGCCCAUCAACACUUUGUCUUAUGUGGCCUUGGCCUAUGGCCGGAGCCGCUGUUGCCCGGAGAAGGCCACGGAGGAGAAGGUGCAGCUUCUGGAAGAGGAGAGACCUGCCGAGCCUGAAUUCCAGAAGCCCUGCUGCUGCGGCUGUGGAUGAAACCGUCACAGAUGGCACCAAUGCCCAGAGAUCAUGUCGAG
Molecule: messenger RNA, 1331 nt
Organism: Durusdinium trenchii
Lineage: Eukaryota; Dinophyceae; Suessiales; Symbiodiniaceae
Source: the annotation of a GenBank genome assembly